CAGGUCAGUAGGGGGCGGUAAUGCACCUGUAGUUGGCCUGAAAACCGCCAUAAAUCCAAUAGAAGAAGAUUCUGUAUGGUUACAGAGAAACAGGAUCUGAUCUGCUGCAGAGACCAUUGACCUCUUGCCACAAGUCUUCUGCUGCACCUAGCCUUUGUUUCUGCUUGUCCCUUCAAACCUUCUGCCUCAAGAAUCACCAUGGCGACAGAACUCGUAGUGUCGUCGUCCGAAGAGAUAAAAUGUGAAGAUAUAGUUUCCAGAAACUCCGUUACCAAGAAAGAACCCUGCUUACCUGAUUACUGUUCUCCACAAGAAGAAACCACAACCAGUACACACAGCAUAACGAAACAGAGGGACAUCCAAAAAAAUAAGAGCGUUCACACUGGAGAGAAACCGUAUCACUGCUCAAAGUGUGGACAGAGUUUUACGAAGAUUGAGGGCCUCAAUAGUCACCAGCGUGUUCACACCGCCGAGAAACCGUAUCAGUGCUCAGACUGUGGGAAGAGUUAUUGCCGACCAAGUACUCUUCAAAUACACCAGCGCAUUCACACUGGAGAGAAACCGUUUCACUGCUCAGACUGUGGAAAAAGCUUUAUAGAGAGUAGUAUCCUCAGAAAUCACCGGCGCGUUCACACUGGGAAGAAACUGUAUCCCUGCUCAGAGUGCGGGAAGAGUUUCAGUCAAAAGAGUAAUCUUCAAACACAUCGGCGCAUUCACACUGGAGAAAAACCGUAUUACUGCUCAGAGUGCAAAAUGAGUUUCAGUCAACAGAGUGCCCUUCAAAAACACCAACUUAUUCACACUGGAGAAAAACCGUAUCAGUGCUCAGAAUGUGGAAUAGCCUUUAGAGAGAGUGGUACCCUCAAACAACACCAGCGCGUUCACACUGGAGAGAAACCGUAUCAGUGUUCAGACUGCGGGAAGAAAUUCAGUUUACUGAACAGUCUUCGAAUACAUCGGCGCAUUCACACUGGAGAGAAACCGUAUCAGUGCUCAGACUGUGGGAUGACCUUUAGAGAUGAUCGUGCCCUCACAAAACACCAGCGCGUUCACACUGGAGAGAAACCGUAUCAGUGCCCAGAGUGCGGGAAGAGUUUUAGAGAGAAUGGUACUCUUAAAAGACACCGGAGAAUUCACACUGGAGAGAAACCGUAUCGGUGCUCAGAAUGUGGAAUAAGCUUUAGUGCAAGUAAUACCUUUAAAAAUCACCAGCGCGUUCACACUGGAGAGAAACCGUAUCACUGUUCAGUGUGUGGGAAGAGUUUUAAAAACAGUAGUCACCUCAAAACUCAUCAGCGCGUUCACACUGGAGAAAAAACCUAUUACUGCUCAGACUACUGCGGGAAGAGUUUUACUGCACAGAGUGAUCUUAAAAAACACCAGCGCAUUCACACUGGAGAGAAACCGCAUCAGUGCUCAGAGUGUGGAAAGAGUUUUGUCCAGCUGAGUGGUCUUAAAACACAUCAGCGCAUUCACACUGGAGAGAAACCGUAUCAGUGUUCAGAAUGCGGAAUGAGUUUUAGACAGAAUGAUACGCUUUUAAAACACCAGCGCAUUCACACUGGAGAGAAACCGUUUCAGUGCCCAGAUUGUGGAAAGUGUUUUAAUCUACGGAGUAACUUAAAAAAACACCAGCACAUUCACACCGGAGAGAAACCGUAUUAUUGCUGCGAGUGCGGAAUGAGUUUUAGAGAAAGUGGUACCCUCAAAAAACACCAUCGCCUUCACACUGAAGAAAAACCCUAUCAGUGUUCAGACUGUGGGAAGAGUUUUAUCCAGCUGGGCGGUCUUAAAACACAUCAGCGCAUUCACACUGGAGAGAAACCGUAUCACUGCUCAGAGUGUGGACAGAGUUUUGGAAAGAGUGGUACUCUCAAAAACCACUUGCGUAUUCAUACUGGAGAGAAACCGUUUCAGUGCUCCGAGUGUGGACAGAGCUUUAGAAAGAGUGGGACCCUCAGAGCUCACCAGCUAAUUCAUACUGGAGAGAAACCGUAUCCCUGCACGGAGUGUGGACAGAGUUUUAGGAACAGUGGGACUCUCAGAAAACACCAGCGCGUUCACACUCGAGAGAAACCGUAUCACUGCGCUGAGUGCGGGAGGAACUUCCAACAUUCAAAGCUGAAAAAGCAUAAAUGCAUUAAAAACGGAGUUAAAAACUUUCUAAUCCAGAAAUGUAAUUAACGCAACGUGUGUUAAGAUGAUUUCACACUGAACGCAGCAGAUUUGCGACUGCAUAAUAAAAAAAAAUGGAUUUUUAAAAAAAUUUUAUGCAUACAGAGACUGGAUUAACAUAUGCGCAUUGCAGGUCACAGAACAUUAGCGUAAACACACGCAGAAUACACGCUGCAGUCUAUAGGAGAACCAAUCAACGUAAUGCGGAACUAAUGUUUAGCACUGACUGAAAACAGCAGAGCAAUUUAGAUAAUUCCUUCGUGCUGUCUCGCUCUCACGCUGUCUGUCUCUCAAGCUGUCUGUCUCUCUCUCGCUUUUUCUCGCUCUCUCACUCGCACUGUCUAUCUCUCGCUCUCUAGGUCUCUGUCUCACUCUCUUUCUUUUUCUCUCACUCGAGCCAUCUGUCUCUUGCUCGCUCUCUUUUUUGCUUGCUCUCUCUCUCACUCGUCUCUCGCUCACUUACUCUCUCUCUCGCUUGCUCUCACUCGCGUCUUCUGUCUCUCUCUCCCCCUCUUUCUCGCUCACUUUCUCUCUUACUCGCGGCGUCUCUUUCUUGCUCUCUCGCUCACUCUCUCACUCGUGCCGCCUGUCUCUUACUCGCUCUCUCACUCACGCAGUCUGUCUCUUUCUUGCUCUCUCUCUCUCGCUCACUCUCUCACUCGCGCCGUCUGUCUCUUUCUUGCUCUCUCUCGCUCGCUCUCUUACUCACGCCGUCUGUCUCUUAGUCGCUCUCUUACUCGUGCCGUCUGUCUCUGUCUUGCUCUCUCUCUCUCGCUCACUCUCUCACUCGCGCCGUCUGUCUCUUUCUUGCUCUCUCUCUCUUGCUCGCUCUCUCACUCACACCGUCUGUCUCUUAGUCGCUCUCUUACUCGCGUCGUCUGUCUCUUUCUUGAUCUCUCUCUCUCGCUCUCUCACUCGCGCCGUCUGUCUCUUUCUUGCUCUCUCACUCGCUCGCUCUCUUACUCACGCCGUCUGUCUCUUAGUCGCUCUCUUACUCGCGUCGUCUGUCUCUUUCUUGCUCUCUCUCUCGCUCAUUCUCUCACUCGCGCCGUCUGUCUCUUACUCGCUCUCGCACGCUCUCUCACUCACGCCGUCUGUCUCUUACUCGCUCUCGCUCGCUCUCUCACUCACGCCGUCUGUCUCUUAGUCGCUCUCUUACUCGCGUCGUCUGUCUCUUUCUUGCUCUCUCUCUCUCGCUCAUUCUCUCACUCGCGCCGUCUGUCUCUUACUCGCUCUCGCUCGCUCUCUCACUCACGCCGUCUGUCUCUUACUCGCUCUCUCACUCGAGCCGUCUGUCUCUUACUCGCUCUCGCUCGCUCUCUCACUCACGCCGUCUGUCUCUUACUCGCUCUCUCACUCGAGCCGUCUGUCUCUUACCCGCUCUCUCUCGCUUGCUCUCUCACUCGCGCCGUCUGUCUCUUUCUUGCUCUCUCACUCGCUCGCUCUCUUACUCACGCCGUCUGUCUCUUACUCACUCUCUCUCUCGCUCGCUCUCUCGCUCUCUUACUCGCGCCGUCUGUCUCUUACUCGCGUCGUCUGUCUCUUACUCGCUUUCCCUCUCACUCGUGCAGGCUGUCUCUCUCACUCACUCUCUCUGUCAUUCGCGCCGCCUGCCUCUCUCGCUCACUUUUUCUCGCUCUCUCACUUGCGUCGUCUUUCUUUCACGCUCUUACUCGCUCUCUCUCUCACUCGUUUGUCUCUCGCUUGCUCUCUUUCUGUCUCAUGCUGUCUCUCUCUCUUACCUGCGCCGUCUGUUUUUUAUAUCUGACUCUGAUGUAAUAAAUCAGAAUGUGAUGUUUACAUGUUUACAGUUCAGACGGUGAUGAACUCAUAUCAGGAGCGUCUGUGAGUUGCAGUAUCAGGAGGACUGAAACAGUGGACUUUUUUAUUCAAAUUCUACUUUACAUUUUCUUUAGCACUUUUUAGCCCAAGCGUUAUAUGAGUGGAAGUGACUGACAAGUGCAAAUUUUUGGUGUCUGUUAAAAACCAACAAGACCUGUAAAGAAAAGCAUGUUCUUGCUUGUAAAUAAUAUUAAUAUCUUAUAUUACUGUAAUCAUGUACAUACUGCAAUCUAAAUUUAAAAAUGAAACACUAGUGUAAUAUUUAUGUAUUUAGCCGGUAUUUUACUACUUUUUUAUGUGCUAUUUUACUUGGCGAGGAGGAAAGAAAGAAUUUCAUUGUACAAAGAGACUUGUUUACUGUGCCGAUUACAAUAAACUCUGAACUUUAAACUUGA
Messenger RNA from Astyanax mexicanus (Mexican tetra), 4412 nucleotides. Its product is annotated as gastrula zinc finger protein XlCGF26.1-like. Bases 199 to 2184 code for a protein of 661 amino acids. NCBI's taxonomy places the organism in Eukaryota, Metazoa, Chordata, Actinopteri, Characiformes, Acestrorhamphidae. Gene Ontology annotation, molecular function: RNA polymerase II cis-regulatory region sequence-specific DNA binding; DNA-binding transcription factor activity, RNA polymerase II-specific. The record is from RefSeq and is a predicted model, not a curated record. Gene Ontology annotation, biological process: regulation of transcription by RNA polymerase II. The transcript is spliced from 3 exons.